AUGCCCAGCGGGACCCCCGCCCAUCAUCGCCACGCGACUCCUAAGCCCACCGUGGCAGAGCGGCCACACGGGCACAAAGAGGUGCCCACACAAGCGAUUCCUCUGCCCAAUGCUGCACCAACAGAAUGGCCCUUCACCUCGUGGGAACAAUUCCAUGCGGCUAUGAGUGCGUUCAAGGCCGUUAUGGGGGCGACCACGGAACCCGGUGAUAGGGCUCCCAUCCCGCCAGAAGACGGCAGCUCAAUGCAGGCCUUUCUGCUGCGCAUCGAGCGCCGGUACGCGCUGAAGGGAAUGGAGCCGCGUGAGUGGGGAACCGAGCUCAUAGACCAUCUCGUGGGGCCGGCUCUAACGUAUUGGAUGUAUCUACAGCGAACUAUCGAUCUAAGCGACUGGGCGACCGUAAAGCACCGGCUUUUGGAACGGUUUAACAGGGCAAUGUCACCGAGCGAAACGCUAUAUGAGUUGGCUAAAGUGCAAUGGAAUGGUGACCUGAAGGACUACACGGAGCGGUUUGCGAUUGUAGCGGAGCGGGGCAUGAGUCUUACCC
Messenger RNA from Eimeria necatrix, 547 nucleotides. RefSeq lists its product as hypothetical. The record is from RefSeq and is a predicted model, not a curated record. NCBI's taxonomy places the organism in Eukaryota, Apicomplexa, Conoidasida, Eucoccidiorida, Eimeriidae. The transcript has a single exon. The annotation marks the transcript as partial.